AUGGCUGACAAAUCAUCACUAUCAGACUCUCAGAUCAAGAGCAACAUGCUCACAUUUGACAACACAUUGCAAACGGUAAAAGACAAGCUUGCAACAAGAAAGGAUGUCCCCCAAGAUCCUACAAAAAAUGCCAUUCUUGAGCAUCAUCAAGGCUUACAUGGAAGGUCGGUUAACCAAGGAAACAAGUUGCCAAGCACAACAACUUCCACAAGAACAAAUUUGGCCUUCGAAAAGAAGUACUUCGAGAAGUCAAAAAAAAUCACAAAAACUGAGAUUGAUAGGUGUCUGAACACAGCAAUAGCAGAUGACGGAAAGAAGAAUGCAAUGGAUGUUGUCAGGUUGUUAAUCUUAGAGCUCUUCAUCACAAAUCUCUUUUGCAACUCUAGGGCGACAAUGGCUUGGACCUUUUUUACUAUGAUCGACACAUUAGAAGUUAUGAACAGCUACAAUUGGGCACAAGGAGUCUUGGAUUACACGCAUUAUGGACUGGACCAAGCCAUAAAAAAUAAAAAGGACAAGACAAAUCAACCAAGUGUCAGUGGUUGCCUUGUGCUAAUCUUGAUAAAAGCUGUUGACAAUGAAAAGAAGAAGCAACAAAGACUGAUCAUGCAGACCAUGAAGAACAAGAAGAAAAUGAAGAGGAUGAUGACUUUGUUAUCACACUUAAAGAUUGGCUUCCAUGAAAAUGUGGACCAAAGUGCAACCCAGACAAAAACUCCACAACAUGAGCAAAAUGAAGACAAUGCACAAUCAUUGGGAUGCAAAGCAGAUGAUGAAAUUGAAGAACCACCAGCACAAUCAUUGGAAUGCGAAGCAGAUGAUGAAAUUGAAGAACAAGCAGUUGACCUUAGUGUAGACUCAAUGACGGAGGACACUGUUAAUGUCCAGCAACAGAACCCAGAACUUGACAGCCAGGAAGAAGACUUCGACGCCAUUUUUGUGGACAUAGUGGGGUCAAUCCCAAAGUACUACAAGCAUGAAAUAGCCCCUACCUAUGAGAAAAUCCAACAGCUGAAAAAAGCAGUCGACUAUUGGAUUGAAAAGGCAGAUACUCGAAGGGAUAUGAUGCAGACUGCUAUAGAAUCCUGCAUAAAGAAAAAUUCAUUCAUUCAACAAAUAUGGACUGAAAAAGAAGAGUUGGAGCAACAAAUUGAAAUAUUGAAAAAGCAGCUUCAACAAGAGAAAAAAGAAGGUGCAAAAUUACAAGGGGAACUGCAUGCACUCAAAUCAAAUAGGAGACAGCUACAGGAAAAACAUGAACUACUUGAAGGGAAAAAGUUGUCCUGCAUUGAGAGCAUGAAAGAAAAAGACAUUAUUAUUGCCUCUUUGCAACAUGUGAUGGGAAAAAAAUUCAAAGAAUGUGAACAAGGAGAAAUUUCGAUGAAAGAACAAGCUGAUAAGGAGAAAAAAGAAGAAGAGAGAAUAGCAGAAGAAAGUGAAUUGGAGAUGCAAGAAUCUCCUAAUGAUGAAGAUGAGAACGCCGAUGAAAAAACUCCUGAAAAGGACGCUUUUUACCUACACAAUAGGAAAAUAUUAUACAAACAUAACAUUGAAAAGCUGAUGGGAGAUGGUCCAAUUUUUACACUAAUCAUCGAUGCUUAUGGAGAGGCACUUAAUGAUGAUGCGAAGCAGAACCCUCAUAAACAGAAAAAUGCAUAUUUAUCCGCCAAUAACUAUAUGUUUUUGCGAGGUGCCUCACACAAGCUGACAUAUCAUGCUUUCUAUAUGCCACUCCUAGAAAAUAUUGGAAGAGUUGAUAGAGUGUUCAUACCAAUUACAGAUGAGAACCACCAUACGCUGCUUGUCUUUGACACCGGUGCAGCAAAAUGGACACACUUCAACUCAUUCAGGGGGACAUCAGAACAAACUCUCCAAUAUUAUUACAAGAAGGCAAUUGUUUUGGUUGAGACAACAAAUAUAUUCCUCUGUCUUCUUAAGGAAUGUGCUACAGUAUCACUAAAAACAAAACUCGUCCAAAUUCUUGAUUUUGAUGCCAAGAAGCCAAGAAGCCAAGAGGGCUUAAUGAAGCUUCAGCUAGAAUGA
Messenger RNA from Prunus armeniaca (apricot), 2043 nucleotides. NCBI's taxonomy places the organism in Eukaryota, Viridiplantae, Streptophyta, Magnoliopsida, Rosales, Rosaceae. The record is from the annotation of a GenBank genome assembly.